This is a messenger RNA of Sorghum bicolor (sorghum), 5530 nucleotides long. RefSeq names its product expansin-A11. The coding region runs from base 4381 to 5115 and encodes 244 amino acids. The transcript has 8 exons. Lineage: Eukaryota; Viridiplantae; Streptophyta; Magnoliopsida; Poales; Poaceae. The record is from RefSeq and is a predicted model, not a curated record. Gene Ontology annotation, biological process: plant-type cell wall organization. Gene Ontology annotation, cellular component: extracellular region.
UACAUUCCAUGGCUCAUGGCUGAUGGCUCUCUCUCUCUCUCACUAAAAAAACCCUCCUCUUAUCCUUUCAACGCCGGAUUUCUCUCCGCCCCCGCCGCCCCCAAGGUCCGUCAGCAGGCGGCCUCGCCACUCGGGAGGAUCCGGGUCGCCUCCGCGGGCUGUUCGACGCAAACUCUCGGGGGACGGCCGGGUCUCCCCAGCGUCUUUUUUUUUUUUUGAAACAGUCUCCCCAGCAUCACACUCGCCAUGGUUGCCUCGUCAGCAUGAUGGGGGCCAAAAUGUGGCUUUAUCCUUGCGUUGUGGCUUGUGCGGCGCGGAGAUUGGAGAUUCUAGCCCAGGCAGAAGGUUCUCAUUCGGUAACAUGCUGGCAGUUGGAGUUGGGUGCUCGGCUACUCGCCGAACAUUGUGACGUGUAUAGUAUUUUUUUUCCUUCCCCUUUUUUGAGGCAGACAUGUACAGCUUCGGGUGAGAGGGUUUCAGACAAAAUUCACAGUGCAAGAAGCCUGAUGGGAGGCAAUGGUCGAUCUGGGCCCUCUGGGGGCACUCAUGUCUGGUCUCUGCAAGGGUGGUCAGAUGAAGCUGUGGACUCCUAGGAGAGAUGCUAAGACCAAGGAAAUGAGUUCUCUGACAGAUUGUUUGCAUACACUUCUUAUAACUUGGUUCUGCAAAAUGGGGGACAUGGAGAAAGCUCUCGAAGUACUUUUGUGACCUGAGUGAAAAGGGUUUGGUGCCUGAUGUUUUCACAUGUAACACAUUGAUGGAUGGUUAUACUCUAAUAAGUUCGAUCAGAUUGAAACGGCAAAGGGAUUGCUGAUUGGCAUGGAUAGUUGCAGCAUGUUAGUUUCUAGUCUAGUGACUAUAGGAGAUGUCAAAGUUGACGGUUUGACAAAAGAGAUCCUUACAAAAGGAAUCUUCAUCCCUGUAUAAUUUCAGGGGAAACAGAAAUAGAGGUUUAAAUUUCCUGCUGGCAGUGCACAGGUUGUCAGUUAUUCCUUUCUGGAGCAAUAAGUUGAACUUGCAUUGAAACAAUUGAUUUUAUGUUAUGCUGCAAAUGCUUCAAGGGGAGCAAGGAGUCCUCAUCCAUGUGAGGAACAUCUGAAUGCCGCUGUUGUCUAAAAGGACAUCUGCAAGUGCCAACACUGCUGUUUCUCUUUUGAGAUUUUAGCAGAUGACCAGGUCUCUUAAUGAUGCAAUUUCGACGAUUAUGAAAUUGGAUUAUUGGUGUUAAUUUGGAGGCAUAGUUUGAUGACAGUAUGAUAGUUCAGUUAUUGGCUGCAACCAUGCAGGAACCCACCAAGUAAACUGAAAAUAAUCUUUUACUAGAUAAUUGAUAGCAGGGCACGUUUGGUUGUUGAGCAAGCCUUGAACCCUGCCUUGCCAGGCAAGCCAAACCUGGCCCACGGUGGUGAACUGUUUCUGCUCGCACACUUCAUGGGGAAAUGAUGGAAACCACAAGCCCCGAGGCAAGCCGGCAAGAGAACAAACACGAUUUUUUGCACCUGUUUCUGGCUUGGCAAGGGUCUCUGGAAAUAAAAGCAAGAAGCUUAUGAAGUUGCAUGUGAGAACAGUGCUGACACUUUAAUUUUCGGACCAUAGAGUUGGUGCAAAUGCUAGUGCCCUGAAGCUUUGGUACAUAAUCAAUAUAGGUGGAAAUGUGGAAUGUAAAACAAAAACCAGCGGAGUUUUUAGUGAAGUCUCAGUGUUCAAGGGACAUGAUUUGUAACUGGCAGAGUAGAUUUAUAUCAGCAGCAAAAAUGUAUAUGGUUAUCAAGACCCUCCAAUCAUUGAGACUGUUAUAUCUGGAUGGUCUACGGACUACAGUGAACCAGGCCUCUGGAGCUUAGUAGAAUCACAUAAGUGAUGGCUUAAACUUCGUGCAGUUCUGGUGGCAAACUGGUGCAAGUCUGCAGACUCAGCAUUUGAUGAACAGAUCUGCUUUGUACUUAAAUAUCCAGCACCAUUGCUGAGGCUUGUCAGCUUGUAGCUGAGCCGGUAUCUUCUAAGGUUUUCACAUCUUAAUAAUGGAUGCGUCCAGUGCUUUUGAGUUUCAACUUCCAUUAGGGGUCCCAGGUUAGAUACUUUUCCUGAAUUUCUGUCACCUGUCUACUUACCAAUUGCUCAUUACUUAUUCUUCUGACUACACAUUAGUAUGAUAUAAACACUAAACAAGCUUGGUGUUUGGUUUGAAGAUAUAGUUUAUCAUGUUUGAAUGGUAACUGGCACAUACUCUAGGAAAAAAAACUGAGUUUAGCUUGCAUAGUUCAUACAACUUCUGGGUAGUAGAGUCCUAUUUUGAUGUCUUCUGUCACUUGGCUUAGCGAGUUGGCCUUUCUUAUCUCCUAUUGUAAACUGGUAACCCCCAGUUUGGAUCGGGGUCUGUUUAAGCUUUCUAAUAAAGCUGGGUGGGGUCUUUGAUCUAAAAAAAAGAUAAGGUAUUCUGCAUUCAUAAGCAGCUAAACAAAUCAUUAGUAAUCUCUAGCUUUCAUCUCUAUUUGCAGGUGUGGCACAUGUAGUCUUGUAUCAUACCUGAUCUUGCUGAUCUUGUGAUCUGCUCAUAUUGAUUACUUUAGCAUGAGAAGAGUAAGAUCCGAAAGAGUUCAAUAGUCAUGCUACUUGUAGCAUCAGCUUCAAUUGUCAAAAUCCACCAGUGCUAAAUUAACAUCAGUAGGUGAAUUUUAGCUGUUAAUAGCAAGGGUACUGUACUCUGUGUAAUGGUGAAUAUCUAGUGCAAAUAUUUAUUGAAAUGCAGUCAUGCAAAUUCCAUGUUUGAAUUAUACAUAUAAUGACUAAUUAGAAAAACAUUUUCAGAGUACACGAUCCCAAUUUCAUUCUACAAGUCUAGAUCACAGUUCACAUGUGUUCCGUGUUCGCCUCAUUGGUUUAAUAAGAAUUUACCAGACAAAUUUAAAGUAAAAAAUUUCCAAAAUGAGGCCUUUAAUUUAGUCUAGAGUCAAAUCAGGAGGAACCCGUAGCCAUGUGCCAGAGCAUCUGAUCCGCAUCUCGCAGGCUGUGCAGUAUUGCUAAACAAGUGUUCUUUUUUGGAACCAGUAAACAAGUGCCUUCUUGAAUCUUGAACACUGAUUCGGCACCCUAGAAUACCAAGCUCCUCCUGUGAGUUUCGUGUACGUUUACGUUCUGGUUAUUGUUUUUAUGUAGGGUACUUUUUGUUUGUUUAAUAUUUUUUUUCCCUUUUGGGGAUAGGGGACAAAUUAUUAUCAAAGGAACACAUUAUUACACAGGAAAAAGGGGGUUGAGUUGUGUAGGCUCCUUACUUCCAAACAACUGCUAUGCUACCACGAGUUCACUGCAAGAAGCUACUCCAUUUUUUUGUGAGGUAUCAGGAAUCAGGAUAUUGAAUCAAAUAGGUGAGAAAAAUACCAUGUUGCUUCAUGUGGAUUAAAGGACUGACUUUUCUUAGCUCACAUAUUUAAUUGAGGAGUGUUUUCUUUAUCCUUUCAGCGUAGCUAGCUAGUGAUCCAACUAAUAGCUCUGUUUCUCUGCAUUAAUUUUGCAUCUUUGUUUUGUCUAUUUUUCUUCUCUUUAGAUCAGGAUAUGCAUAUUUAUUGUGAUCUCUGUCAUGUGCUUAUAGUUGUAGGCCUCUUAAUCGUUGCCAUUGACACCAGAACAAUAUUAUACAUAUCCUUAAACUCUAUAUAGUAUCAGCCCAAUAAGACAAUGCAAAAUAUAAGCAAUAGGCUUUUCAUCCAUGUUCCACGGUUUAAUGUGAAUCUGUUACUAGCUGUUUACCUUGCAGACAUGCCGUUCUUAACGGCAGCCGACAUAUUAUAUCGUCUAAUAAUAAAAUGGCUAAUGGCCUCGUGACAAUCAAAAUCACCACAUGAAACACUGGCUUCAAAUCCAAGCGAGUUCAAAGUCAAAGCGAACUUGGAAUUUGCACCCAUGGGCAAAGUAAAAGGACUUAUUUUUUUUUCUAAUCAUGUUAGGUUCAGUCUGAUUGCACAUUAACCAUCUGAUCUCGUCUUCUUGAUAGAUGUGAAGUCAAGGUCUACUCACAGUUUGUUAUGGAUGCAGUAUAGGUGCCCCCAGACCCCAACUGGGCAAUUUGCCCAUGUUACCAGUUAAACUCUGAUCCCAACUAUCUCCCACUGAAAACAGGCGAAUCUUUUGUAUGUUCAGUGUUAACAGCGACAAGUGGGCCUUCCUCCCACUGCUCUAUAUAUGUAUGUCCAUAAUAAGGAAAAAAAAGAGAUUCCUUCAUACACGUGGCGCUUGCCUUCAGACGACUUUGCAUGCAGUGAGCGCCUAUAUAUGUCCACCCCAUCUUCCUCCUACCAUCCUGUGUAGUCAAACCACAGCAAGUUGAACUAGCAACAGCAAGCCUAGUGGUGCUCAUCUGAGCUGCAAAAGGAUAUACUAUACAUGGGGUCCUUAGGCUUGCUGGUUCUAGCGAUCGCUGCCUUUCUGGAGCUCACCAGAGCCGACUCCUGGCAUGGUGGCCGCGCCACGUUCUACGGCGGCGGUGACGCCUCUGGUACUAUGGGAGGAGCGUGUGGGUAUGGCAACUUGUACAAUGCCGGGUACGGGAAGAACACCGCGGCGCUGAGCACCGCGCUGUUCAACAACGGGCAGAGCUGCGGCGCGUGCUUUGAGAUCCGGUGCACGGGCAGUGGCAGCUGCCGGUCUGGUUCCGCCACUGUGACGGCCACCAACUUCUGCCCGCCCAACUAUGCGCUCGCCAACAACAAUGGUGGAUGGUGCAACCCACCACAGCCGCACUUCGACCUCUCCGAGCCGGUCUUCACCCAGAUCGCCAUUGCCGGUGCCGGCGUCGUGCCUGUCCAAUACAGGAGGGUGGCGUGCGUCAAGCAGGGUGGCAUCCGGUUCACCAUCAACGGCCACUCCUACUUCGUCCUGGUGCUCAUCACAAACGUGGGCGGCGCUGGCGACUUGACGGCGGUGUCGGUGAAGGGAUCGGGGACGGGCUGGCAGACGAUGAGCCACAACUGGGGCGCCAACUGGCAGAACGGCGCCCUGCUCGACGGCCAGGCGCUGUCGUUCCAGGUCACCGGCAGCGAUGGCCGCACCCUCACGUGCGACAACGCCGCACCAGUUGGCUGGAGCUACGGCCAGACCUACACCGGCAAACAGUUUUAACCGGCCGGCCGUCUGUGCUCGGCGGCCGGUCACGAUUAGCAUCGUGUGUGUGUGUGUGUGUACGUGUGCGUCGCCGGAGGAGGGGCUCUGUUUUGAAGCAACUCGCUCGAGAGCGGCAAGGUCUCUAUGGUUAGGGGCUUGUGACUUAACGUUGUUGCGACUGAAGCAAGGCAUGUGCGUCGUCGCCAGACACCGAAGAUGGGGGCUCUGGGCGCUUUUCACUUUUCAGCAGGCGUAUGCUUUGCAGGGACGCUUAAUUUGUUAUUAGGGUCAGGGUGUUGACUUUCGAGGCAUGGAAAUUGAUCAAUGGAUGGCUGUGGUGAUGAGCAGAAAUUAGCAGCUCGUCACCCACGCCGUGUACCACGUAAUUGCAGCUUUGCUGGCUUGAAUCAAUGGAAUUUAGCCUAGUUGUUCU